AUGCGUCCGUUGACAAAACCCCCACAACAGGUCUACCUGAACACAGUCCAGCACCUUAUGACAGAUAUCUACAAGGUUGAAGAAAAAGAUUCCAUAACAUGCCUUGAAGAACUCUGCCCUAACAAAAGUUCUGAUGAUGUUAUGGCCGCACUGGAAACAGCAAAUGGAAACAUCAAUGAAGCAGCACAAUACUUGUUGGGAGAACAACCAGAACAGAUCUUCAGUACUGAUCACAUGGAGUUCUCACCCUUUAGUACUGCAGACAGUGCUUUCUUUGAAACUGGUCAGGAGAAUUUAUUGGCAGUGGAGAACAGGGAAUCGAUUGUGGUGCACUCAAGCUGGAAUUCUUCAACUUAUGUAUGGAAGAAGCAAAGGCUCCGCUUGUUUGAGGGUGAUCCAAACAAGCUCAUUCCAAGAAGAGGUAUUGGAAGCAAAGGCAUCCAGUUUGAAAUUGCAGGGGCCCUUAUUGCGCACUCAGUGUUACAAGGGGGUCCAGGAUUUCCUUACUUGGCAGAAUGGUUUGUUGACUUGUUAUUUGAGGAUGAAACCUCUAAUACAGUCUGUCUUAUCUCCAAAGAUGACAUACCCAAGAAUGCGAUGACUGAAAAACUUUUCAAUUUUGUUGAGAAGCUUGACUCCUCAAUUAACCAGCAGGCCAUAGAAGAGAUCCUUGAUAACGAUCCCCAAAAAGAAGCAUUUUGGGAAAUUAUCAAUGCCUCAGAAUGGUCAUCAACUGAGGCAAUUACAAUGCAAAACAAAGCUCUCUUAAUACAAGAGCUUAUAACAAAUGAACUGAUGCAAAAAAGAAUGUAUCAAGUCAUUUCCUUUCGUAAAGGGCUUGCAGUGCUUAACUUUUUCCCAAUUUUAAAGAAACACAAGGAUCAAGCCAAGACUCUUCUUUGCUAUCAAGCAUCUGUAAUCACUGCUGAACAGUUCAAGAGUUUACUUCUUCCUAAAGGCGAUCAAACACAUGCUGAAAAGCAAGCAUACACAUGGUUCUUAGACAAUAUUCAAGAAUCAGAAGGGGUCAAGGAUGAUACUUUUCCAGAGGGGAAGUUAAACACAAUUUUAAAGUUUGUCACUGGGCUGUGGACAGUCCCCCCUACAAGGGAAUCUUUGCAAAUUUCUGUUGAAUUUCUUGAAGAUGAUGAUACAGAAAUAUACCCAAAAGCCACAGCUUGUGCAGCAAUCCUCCGUCUGCCAACAGUUCACUCAUCCAGGAAUGGAUUUUUUACAAGAAUGGACCAAGGACUUUCUUUUGGCCAUGCAGGGUUUGCAGAGCUUUGA
Molecule: messenger RNA, 1287 nt
Organism: Rhopilema esculentum
Lineage: Eukaryota; Metazoa; Cnidaria; Scyphozoa; Rhizostomeae; Rhizostomatidae
Source: RefSeq, a predicted model, not a curated record